CUUUUUUCUCGAGGGCGGAUCAUAGUUUAGAACCGCCCGAGACCUUCGGAUCUUUUUCUCUCUGUCUCCGAUGGCUCUGAUGCGAACCAGGAGCCAGUUGAACGUAUCUUCUUUGACUCCACCACCACCACCUCCGUCUCCGAUCCCUAGAGCCAGGGGUUCACGUUGCGCUGCCAGCGAGAUUCUCACCGAGAUCAUUGAGAGAUCCGUUCAGGUUCCUGAGCUCACGCUUCCUGAAUCUCAUUCUGGAGGUGAAUCUUCUGGGUCACGUCAUCUGAUCCCCGCGGAGAUUGAUUUUAGGUUAUUAGCGUCGAGAAGAGAAGGCUCGGUCGAUCGGUUGGUGCGAUCCGCGAGAGAGUUUGGAGCGUUUCGUGUGAGCUACCAUGGGAUAUCGGGGGAGGAGCUGAGGUCUCUUGUGAGGGAGUCUGGUCGGGUAUUCGGUGUUUUAGAGGGAAGAGACACCGGGUUUCGUCGGAGUGUUGUCGGAAACAGGGACGAGAUCGAGUGGGUACGGUCGUGGAAAGAGCGUAUGGAAUGGGCUCGCGAAUAUAUCGGACCUGAAAGGUACCGCUGCUUCAGCCAAGAAAUGGAGAAUGUAGCUGAUAAACUUGAAGGGAUAGCGAGGAAACUAGGGCAGAUAAUGGUAGAGAACUCAAGAAGACAAAGUGAUAAGAGGAUACAAAGAGGAGAAUCUGUGCUCAGCGUUUACAGAUACAAUCAUGAAAACGUAACUGAGCAAAGCCCUCCUUUGCCCAAAGAGAAGACCGAAGAUAUGCUCCAUUACACACUUAGCCUCCACCUUCCAGCUAAGAACUGCGAGUUCCGUGUCAACUCAGGGAAAGGCCCGCUUUCUUUUCAUGCUGAUCCUGACACUAUCCUUGUCACUUUUGGUCGCCAGCUUGAGGAGUGGAGUUUAGGAGAAUUCAAAUGUCGUCAAGGAGAAAUCAUUUAUCAUCCAGAUGCGUAUGGUUCGCGCACUUCCUUCUCGGUAGAGCUCAAGUGCAUGUCUCUUUUCUUGUCACAAGCUUCUAUUGCAACGUCUAAAACUUUCUCUUUAACCCAUCAGAUUUUCACUGCGUUACUCCUACUUUUUAUCUUCCAAUCCUUUUGGAUUUUUGGGUCACAUAUAUGACCACUUAGAAUAUAUAUUCACUUAUAUAUGUGUAUAUUUUGUUUGUGUGUGGGAGAGACAUAUGCGGGCAUUUGAAUCCAACGGGUAAAUUAAGUGUGUUUAUCUAUUA
Capsella rubella is the source of this 1241-nucleotide messenger RNA. RefSeq lists its product as uncharacterized. The transcript is spliced from 3 exons. Bases 71 to 1132 code for a protein of 353 amino acids. The record is from RefSeq and is a predicted model, not a curated record. Lineage: Eukaryota; Viridiplantae; Streptophyta; Magnoliopsida; Brassicales; Brassicaceae.